GGAUGGAGGAUCUUUUUUUUUUUUUUUUGGUGGAGAUGAAGGGGUGGGUCUAUGGUACAUCACCUGAGUUGUGGGGUAAAUGUAGAGAGUGUCAAUCAAAGGCAGAGCUCUCAGAGCUGGGAAGGAGGCUCUAGAUGGCGGCUGUGCCUUAGAGAGAGCGCGCUCUGCUCCCUGCCUUUGCCUCACUUUACGCAACUUUCCCUAACUUUCGGGCAGCCUCAGGGGGCCCCCGCAGCCCCCUGCCUCUCCUAGUGACUUACUGGGGUCGAUUUGAACCUUUUUUAGGGAGAAAAGCAGCUUUUAGGAGCUUUCUUUUCGUGCCUUGUUGGAAAGAAGCAGCCGUACUGAGAGCCCAGGUCGUUGUUUUUUCCAGCUUAGAAGCCAUGGCGCACCUCCAUUUUUGUGCGCUCUCCUAAUGAGGUUUUUUUUUCUUCCGGACCUGUUUUAGUAUUAAUUAUUGCUUUAUUUUUUGAACAGUUGACAUAUUUGAGGAUUAUUUUAUUUAUUUUUCGUUUUUAAAGGAGGAUUUUGCCUUUAUUUUUAAUUAUUUUGGAUCUGAUAUUUUUCUACUACUAGAUAGGACUCUUGCUUUGGACAUUACUACAUGGAUCAGUAAAUACCUGGGCACAGGACUUCAAAGCAAACAGAUUCCCCCUCCCCCUUAAUAUUUAAGAAUUAAAAAGAUGAUGAGAAAUAAGGACAAAAGCCAAGAGGAGGACAGUUCGCUACACAGCAAUGCAUCGAGUCAUUCAGCCUCUGAAGAAGCUUCAGGUUCAGAUUCAGGCAGCCAGUCGGAAAGUGAGCAGGGCAGUGAUCCAGGAGGUGGACAUGGGAGCGAGUCGAACAGCAGUUCUGAAUCUUCUGAGAGUCAGUCAGAAUCUGAGAGUGAAUCUGCAGGUUCCAAAUCCCAACCAGUUCUUCCAGAAGCCAAAGAGAAGCCAGCAUCCAAGAAGGAACGGAUAGCUGAUGUGAAGAAGAUGUGGGAAGAAUAUCCUGAUGUUUAUGGGGUUAGGCGAUCAAACCGAAGCAGACAAGAACCAUCACGAUUUAAUAUUAAGGAAGAGGCAAGUAGCGGGUCUGAGAGUGGGAGCCCAAAAAGAAGAGGCCAGAGGCAGCUGAAAAAACAAGAAAAAUGGAAACGGGAGCCCUCAGAAGAUGAACAGGAUCAAGGCACCAGUGCAGAGAGUGAACAAGAACAAAAAAAAGUGAAAGCCAGAAGACCUGUCCCCAGAAGGACAGUUCCCAAACCUCGGGUUAAAAAGCAACCUAAGGCUCAGCGUGGAAAGAAAAAAAAGCAAGAUUCUUCCGAUGAUGAUGACGAAGAUGAUGAAGCUCCCAAAAGGCAGACUCGUAGAAGAGCUGCUAAGAAUGUUAGUUAUAAAGAAGAUGAUGACUUUGAGACUGAUUCAGAUGAUCUCAUUGAAAUGACUGGGGAAGGAGUUGAUGAACAGCAAGAUAAUAGUGAAACUAUUGAAAAGGUCUUAGAUUCAAGAUUGGGAAAGAAAGGAGCCACUGGAGCUUCUACUACUGUAUAUGCUAUUGAAGCUAAUGGAGAUCCUAGUGGUGACUUUGACACUGAAAAGGAUGAAGGUGAAAUUCAGUACCUCAUCAAGUGGAAGGGUUGGUCUUAUAUCCACAGUACAUGGGAGAGUGAAGAAUCUUUACAGCAACAGAAAGUGAAAGGCCUAAAAAAACUAGAGAAUUUCAAGAAGAAAGAAGAUGAAAUCAAACAAUGGUUAGGAAAAGUUUCUCCUGAAGAUGUGGAAUAUUUCAAUUGCCAACAGGAGCUGGCUUCAGAGUUGAAUAAACAAUAUCAGAUAGUAGAGAGAGUAAUAGCUGUGAAGACAAGUAAAUCUACAUUGGGUCAAACAGAUUUUCCAGCUCAUACUCGGAAGCCAGCACCUUCCAAUGAACCUGAGUAUCUCUGCAAAUGGAUGGGACUUCCCUAUUCAGAGUGUAGCUGGGAAGAUGAGGCCCUGAUUGGAAAGAAAUUCCAGAGCUGCAUCGACAGCUUCCAUAGUAGGAACAACUCAAAAACUAUCCCAACAAGAGAAUGCAAGGCCCUGAAGCAAAGACCACGAUUUGUAGCUUUAAAGAAACAGCCAGCAUAUUUAGGAGGGGAAAAUCUGGAGCUCCGAGAUUAUCAGCUAGAAGGUCUCAACUGGCUUGCUCAUUCCUGGUGCAAAAAUAACAGUGUAAUUCUUGCUGAUGAAAUGGGCCUAGGAAAGACCAUCCAGACCAUAUCAUUCCUGUCCUACCUGUUCCACCAACACCAGCUGUAUGGACCCUUUCUUAUAGUCGUCCCUUUAUCCACCCUCACCUCAUGGCAGAGGGAGUUUGAAAUCUGGGCACCAGAGAUUAACGUAGUGGUUUACAUAGGUGACCUGAUGAGCAGAAAUACGAUACGGGAAUAUGAAUGGAUUCAUUCUCAAACCAAAAGGCUCAAGUUCAAUGCACUUAUAACAACAUAUGAGAUCCUUUUAAAAGAUAAGACUGUGCUGGGCAGUAUUAACUGGGCCUUUCUGGGAGUGGAUGAAGCCCAUCGGUUGAAGAAUGAUGACUCUUUAUUAUAUAAAACUCUGAUUGAUUUCAAGUCCAACCAUAGGCUCCUGAUUACGGGAACCCCUCUUCAGAAUUCCCUCAAGGAGCUCUGGUCCUUGCUGCACUUUAUUAUGCCGGAGAAGUUUGAAUUCUGGGAAGAUUUUGAAGAAGACCAUGGAAAGGGAAGAGAAAAUGGCUACCAGAGUCUUCAUAAGGUGCUAGAGCCUUUCCUUCUCCGGAGAGUCAAAAAAGAUGUGGAGAAAUCCCUUCCUGCCAAAGUGGAACAGAUUCUCAGAGUAGAGAUGUCGGCCCUUCAGAAACAGUAUUACAAAUGGAUACUGACCAGGAAUUAUAAGGCUCUUGCCAAAGGAACAAGAGGCAGUACGUCUGGUUUUCUUAAUAUUGUGAUGGAACUGAAAAAAUGCUGCAACCAUUGUUAUCUAAUUAAACCUCCUGAAGAAAAUGAAAGGGAAAAUGGACAGGAGAUUCUUCUGUCCCUGAUCAGGAGCAGUGGGAAACUGAUUCUCUUAGACAAACUGUUGACAAGACUUCGAGAAAGGGGGAACAGAGUCCUUAUCUUCUCUCAGAUGGUGAGAAUGUUGGAUAUCCUGGCUGAGUACCUGACUAUUAAGCAUUAUCCUUUCCAGCGUCUGGAUGGUUCCAUCAAGGGAGAAAUCCGAAAACAGGCACUGGAUCACUUCAAUGCAGAUGGGUCUGAGGACUUCUGUUUCCUGCUCUCGACAAGGGCUGGUGGCCUGGGAAUCAAUUUGGCUUCAGCGGACACAGUGGUCAUCUUUGACUCUGACUGGAACCCCCAGAAUGACUUGCAGGCACAAGCCCGAGCCCACAGAAUUGGUCAGAAGAAGCAGGUAAAUAUUUACCGCUUAGUUACAAAGGGGACUGUGGAAGAGGAAAUCAUAGAACGGGCCAAAAAGAAGAUGGUAUUGGACCAUCUGGUGAUUCAGCGCAUGGAUACCACUGGCCGGACAGUUCUGGAAAACAACUCUGGAAGAUCUAACUCAAAUCCUUUUAAUAAAGAAGAACUGACAGCGAUUUUGAAAUUUGGAGCAGAGGAUCUCUUCAAAGAACUUGAAGGGGAAGAGUCAGAGCCUCAGGAAAUGGAUAUAGAUGAAAUUCUACGGUUGGCUGAAACCAGAGAGAAUGAAGUGUCAACAAGUGCGACAGAUGAGCUUUUAUCACAGUUUAAGGUUGCCAAUUUUGCAACAAUGGAAGAUGAAGAAGAGCUGGAAGAACGUCCUCACAAGGACUGGGAUGAGAUCAUUCCAGAGGAGCAAAGGAAAAAAGUAGAGGAAGAGGAGAGACAGAAGGAACUAGAAGAAAUUUAUAUGCUGCCCCGAAUUCGUAGUUCCACUAAAAAGGCUCAGACAAAUGACAGUGAUUCUGACACAGAGUCUAAGAGGCAGGCCCAGAGAUCCUCUGCUUCAGAGAGUGAGACAGAUGAUUCUGAUGAUGACAAGAAGCCAAAGCGCAGAGGGCGUCCCCGAAGUGUGAGGAAAGACCUCGUGGAGGGAUUUACUGAUGCAGAGAUCCGAAGGUUCAUCAAGGCUUAUAAGAAGUUUGGUCUCCCUCUUGAACGAUUGGAGUGCAUAGCACGAGAUGCUGAGCUUGUGGAUAAGUCUGUGGCAGACUUGAAACGCCUGGGUGAACUGAUUCACAAUAGCUGUGUGUCAGCUAUGCAGGAAUAUGAAGAACAGCUGAAAGAAAAUGCCAGUGAGGGGAAAGGGCCAGGGAAAAGGAGAGGUCCAACAAUCAAGAUAUCUGGAGUUCAGGUUAAUGUGAAAUCUAUUAUCCAACAUGAAGAAGAGUUUGAGAUGCUGCAUAAAUCCAUCCCUGUGGACCCUGAAGAAAAAAAAAAAUACUGCUUAACCUGUCGGGUGAAAGCUGCACACUUUGAUGUAGAGUGGGGAGUGGAAGAUGACUCUCGCUUGCUGCUAGGAAUUUAUGAACAUGGCUAUGGAAACUGGGAGUUAAUUAAGACGGACCCAGAGUUGAAACUGACAGAUAAAAUUCUGCCUGUGGAGACAGAUAAAAAGCCUCAGGGGAAGCAGCUACAGACUAGAGCGGAUUACUUGCUGAAGCUGCUCAGGAAGGGUCUGGAGAAGAAGGGAGCUGUGACAGGCGGGGAAGAGGCCAAAUUAAAAAAGCGGAAGCCUCGAGUAAAAAAGGAAAACAAAGCACCGAGGUUGAAAGAUGAGCAUGGACUUGAGUUUUCAUCUCCUAGACACUCAGAUAAUCCAUCAGAGGAAGGAGAAGUAAAGGAUGAUGGCUUAGAAAAAAGUCCAAUGAAGAAAAAACAGAAGAAGAAAGAGAACAAAGAGAACAAGGAGAAGCAAAUGAGUUGUAGGAAAGACAAAGAAGGGGACAAAGAAAGGAAGAAGUCAAAAGAUAAGAAAGAGAAGCCUAAAGGUGGUGAAGCCAAAUCUUCAAGUAAAUCAAAGCGAUCUCAGGGUCCUGUCCAUAUUACAGCAGGAAGUGAACCUGUCCCCAUUGGAGAGGAUGAGGAUGAUGAUCUGGACCAGGAGACCUUCAGUAUUUGUAAGGAGAGGAUGAGGCCAGUGAAAAAGGCACUGAAGCAGCUGGACAAACCUGACAAGGGGCUCAACGUUCAAGAACAGCUAGAACACACCCGAAAUUGCCUGCUUAAAAUUGGAGACCGGAUAGCCGAGUGCCUUAAAGCCUACUCAGACCAGGAGCACAUCAAACUGUGGAGGAGGAAUCUAUGGAUUUUUGUUUCCAAGUUUACAGAAUUUGAUGCUCGAAAGUUACACAAGUUAUACAAGAUGGCUCAUAAGAAAAGAUCUCAAGAGGAGGAGGAGCAAAAGAAGAAAGAUGACAUGAUUGGUGGUAAGAAACCAUUUCGACCAGAGGCCUCGGGCUCAAGCCGGGAUUCUCUGAUAUCUCAGUCCCACACCUCACACCACCUUCACCCUCAGAAGCCUCAUUUGCCUGCUUCCCAUGGCCCACAGAUGCAUGGACACCCAAGAGACAACUACAAUCACCCCAACAAGAGACACUUUAGUAAUGCAGAUCGAGGAGACUGGCAGAGGGAAAGAAAGUUCAACUAUGGUGGUGGCAACAGUAAUCCACCAUGGGGAAGUGACCGGCAUCAUCAGUAUGAGCAGCACUGGUACAAGGACCACCACUAUGGGGACCGGCGACAUAUGGAUGCCCACCGUUCUGGAAGUUAUCGACCCAACAAUCUGUCCAGAAAAAGACCAUAUGAUCAGUACAGCAGUGACCGAGACCACCGGGGACACAGAGAUUAUUAUGACAGACACCAUCAUGACUCCAAGAGGAGGAGAUCUGAUGAUUUUAGGCCUCAAAAUUACCACCAGCAGGAUUUCCGUCGAAUGUCUGAUCACCGCCCCCCUAUGGGCUACCAUGGCCAGGGACCCUCAGACCAUUACCGCUCUUUCCACACAGACAAAUUGGGGGAAUAUAAACAGCCCCUGCCCCCAUUGCACCCUGCAGUCUCAGAUCCUCGUUCACCCCCUUCUCAGAAAUCUCCUCACGAUUCCAAGUCACCCCUGGAUCACAGGUCUCCUUUGGAGAGAUCACUAGAACAGAAAAACAACCCAGAUUAUAACUGGAAUGUUCGGAAAACAUAAAGGACAGCUCAGAAAGAGGAGAGCAGGAGUCAUCAUGUGGACGUUUUUGGUCUGGUCCAACAGUGGCCAGGUAUCUAGACCGGUGAGUGGAGUUUCUGGACAUGCUGCUGCCGUCAACUCACCGGCUGAAGGAGCACUUGAAGGAGUGGGAGGCCUUUCUUCGGGCGGGCUUUGAUUUGGGUCACCACUCCUGCACUUUGGCACCCCAUCCCACUCCAGCCUGGUUUUGGCCUCUCACCUGAUGGGUGCUAGGAGGAAGAGGUGACUUUUUGUGCACCAGCUUUAUUGGGCUGUUUCCCCAGCAAAGGAAUCUGGGAUCUUAAGAGUCAUGAAUGUUUAACUGCCAGGUUCAGUGUUCCUGGACUUUGGUGCAGUGGUCAGGGGAAGGAAUUGAUGCAUGAAGGCUACCAGGAUCUGCUGGACAGUGUGGGAUUUGGUUCACUAUGACAUGAUGGAUGCUGCUGUUGGGGAGUGGGGUGAGUGGGUGGAUCUCAUAUCAUAGGACUUAAAGGGGAGCAGGUGUACUCCUCAAACGUGUCCUUGGGAGAGAUUAUACACUUGGCUUCAUUAUGUGAAAACUACAGGGUGGGAGUAGGUAGAGGACAGCAAGAGAGGAAAAUUACUUCUACCAUGUCCUCCUUCCUACCAACACUAAUUUUCCCCACACUGUCUUUGUACAUUUCAAGGGUUUGGUCUCCUGGGUGGGCCUGCUUUUCCCUGUGCCAGGGAAAGUAGUGUCCUUCUGACUGAUUUUCAAGUACUGUGAGUUAGGCAACAUGGAUGUCAGCGUGGUUAUUCCUUGAUUGGGGAUUGGGCUGAGUGGGUCUAGGGUGGAGGUAGGGAGGGGCCUAGUGUGACCAGGACAGGAAUCCCUGGUGGAUUUCUGAUUCUUGUGGCGAGAGGAAAACCACAGGUCCUGGACAAGAAGCAGAGGCAGGCCUGCUGACCAGUGGGCAAGCACAGAGGUGGGAACACUUGUGUAGGUGGUUGGCAGGUUUCUUGAAAGGGGGCUUUAGUAGUGCCAGCAAAUGGGGGAGCUUUCAGUAUUGGAAUAGGUCAACAUCUGCAGCUACAUUUUAGUUUCCUUUGCACAGCUUGACAAAGUAGAUUACACAGAUCUCCCAGAAUUCAUGGGGUGGUGAGAUGAAAAUAAGUAACCUGUGGUGAAGAAGUUUCCAUUGCUUGUUAGAGAUCAGUAGAAUUAUACUUGGUUUCCUUUAGUAUAAGAUCUGUAAAGUAUAAACCUAAGUUAAUUUUUUUCCCAAAUAGAAAUUGUCUACAGACAGGGUGCCUGAGUUAUAAGUGGUAAGAGUUGUACUGGAGUUGAAUGGAGGCAGGAUUGGGGGACAGGUUUGUUGUAUCAUAAGGCAAGCUCCUUUCACUGUACUGAUGCUCAGGCCUUUUGUUUUAUUAAUUUUCAGUAUAGCUUGCCAGUAUUGUAUCCAAAGCUUUUCCAGAUGGAGACAGAAAAACUUGACUUGAACAUACGAGUAUCCAGGUUUUAAGCUAAUGGGUAUGUGCAGGGUUGAACUCCCUGAACUAACUUGUGGGGACCUCUGUAAGAUCAUUUGUCACAUACUUGCUGAUAUCCUAGGCAGCACCGUUAUUGGCUUUACCAAAACAUGCCCGCAUUGCCUCCCCUGAGGGAAACAGAUAUAGCCAUGGUGAGCCAUUUCUCCUGCUGUACAGAGCAUUAUAGGGCUGGUGCUGAGUUUCCAGGUGAGAGUCAGGGUUCCUGCAGGGAAGGCUCACUACCUUCUUAGCCUCUAUUGUACUUGGGGUGGCUCACCCUGGCCUUGUACAUGCACACCCUACAACAGAGCCCGGAGCAUCUGGCCUCCAUCCUCCCAUGGGGAGGCCUGCCAUGACUGCUCAGUGAAGGCAGGAAAUCAAAUCUCCACUUUGACCACACAUGGAAAAGGAAACCACAGAUGGAGCUUCUUGCUGAUAAUAUCAAUACUAUCCUGUGUUCUGCCCAAGCCAAAGAGGAAGAUUGGGUUGAUUUGCUGGACCUUGAGUGUUGGGAUGUCGGGGUAAGAAGGGGAUGAGCCCCCGUGGGAAGCUGCAGGGUUGGAGGCACCAUCCAUACUUACCCAGGUUUUUCUCUCAAGUUGUUGAUAGGAGUUGUGAGUUAUUCCCAAAGAUGUCUCAUCAUGAGGAAAAAAAGGAACUUCCUUUUGUUCACAUUCAGGACUUUUAGUGCCAUAUGAUGUAGCAAAAGGCAAUAUGGGCCAGAUCAGUGUUAUAUUGAUUCUAAAAUUACAGUAUCCCCCAUUAAACAUCUGUUUUAGGUGUUGAAGUUUAUUUGAAAAGUGGGUUGGGAGAAAGGAGGCAUUUCCUCACUGAUUUUAAUCAGUACAAGUAUAUGUUUAAAUCACAACAGAAGUUUGCACAGGUAAAAUUCUCUCACUUUUGGAAAUGGGAGAAACUGCCCCAGGAAUCUGAGGAUGGUAUUACAUGGAGCCUGGCUUUGAAUGAAUAGCAGGAAGUGAGGAAGGAGGGAGUCUGCAUCAUCAAAAUCUGAAGUAAACAGGGAUGGAGAGGAUGUGCCAUAGUCCUAGAAAAGGACAAGGCGAGCUCCCGUGCUGUUCACUGUAGUCUCUCAGGGGGACUGGAGGGACACAGCCAGGCCCUCUGGGGAGCCUAACCUGAUGGUCCUAGGCUUGCUCUCACAUUAGGCAUUCCCUAAACCCUUCCAAGGGAACCCCACACUUUACCCCAACACGCUGCAGACAUUCUGGCCCUGAGUCUAAAAAUUGCAUCAGGCCUGAGGUGCAAAGGCAAUUUAUUUGGGAGUUCACUUGACAAUACUGAAAUCCUACAGACCAAAAUCCACUUGUCAGCAGGAGCAGUGGCCCAGCCCAGCACCAGUCUUCUGGCUCAUCUAGGGGCAGCCAAGUUGGGCAAGGAGAGCCACUGUCGGGGUCCAGGCUGCUUUAGUCCAUCUGUGCCCCACCCGCCUGGGGACAGGUGGUUUUUUUCUUUAUUGUAAAAUUGUGGACUUUUAAAUCUGUUGACUAAACAGUAAUUAAUUUAUAUUUGUGAAAAAUGCCACUGUCCUAGUGAUUUCUGAUGUAAAUAAUGUUGUUUAUAUAGUAUGUAUUAAAUUUUCCUACAUUGUAAAACUGCUGUACUUUUGAUUCUUGUAUAUUAAAGGCGUUAAUAAGGAUUUUUA
This is a messenger RNA of Ictidomys tridecemlineatus (thirteen-lined ground squirrel), 9345 nucleotides long. It is a transcript of the gene Chd2, whose product is annotated as chromodomain helicase DNA binding protein 2. Gene Ontology annotation, cellular component: nucleus; chromatin. NCBI's taxonomy places the organism in Eukaryota, Metazoa, Chordata, Mammalia, Rodentia, Sciuridae. The record is from RefSeq and is a predicted model, not a curated record. Gene Ontology annotation, biological process: nucleosome organization. Gene Ontology annotation, molecular function: chromatin binding; ATP binding; ATP hydrolysis activity.